AUGAGCUUCGUAAAGUUCAAGGCCGAGAUACGUCGUAUCUUUGGCAUCUCCAACGAAGACAAGGUUGCUGUACGCCUUAUUCAGCACAUCCGUCAACACACUUCAGCAUCCGAUUAUGCCGCCAAAUUCCAGGAGUAUGCCCAGAUCACCGACUGGGAUGACUCCGCCCUGAUGACCAUAUAUCGACGUGGUCUGAAGGAGAACGUCAAGGACGAACUCAUGAGAUCCGGCAUGAAAAUCGAAGAUCUUGAUGAUCUUAUCCGUGCAUCGAUCGAAAUCGACGACAACCUUUACGAACGCGCUAUGGAAAGACGCCAUGAUAUAGCCCCUCGCGGCAAGUCUGGCUACGUUCCAUACCGUAGUAACAAUAACACCAAUAAAGGAAGAAACUUCAACAGACGCAACCAGUACCAGGAUCCUUACGGACCUAUGCCAAUGGAACUAGAUGUUACCGAAGGUCGCCGAUCUCAGGGCAGGAAGCAGUUUAAAGGGAAGAGUCAGAUGACUUGCUACGCAUGUAACCAGAAAGGUCACAUAGCAAGGGAUUGUCGUUCGAAGAACAAGGUGCCUCGAAGACAAUUCAACAUGACGCAGCGCCGUUCCGAAGGAAAGGAGCCAGAGCGCAACGAGCCAAUAGAAACCAAAGAACUGGACACCCAUAAAACCCUUAGCUGGACGGCUUGCUAUGAUAACGCAUGUCUAGUCCAUUACGACGCUAAGAUGGGGUCAGCAUGGUUUCCCCAUGCACCUAGAAAGGGCAGAGGAGGCUACAACGAGAUCAAUGUCAUCACCAAGAAAGAUGAUCUCGAGGAAGGAAAAAUCGAAGAAGAAGACGUCGAGAGCGAUCCCGAGGAGGACGACGACGAGGAGGAAAGCAGUGACGAAGAAUCUUCUAACGAGGACGAACCUACACACAUGUGUGAUGGACGAGAAGGCAUCGAAACCUUACAUGCCUACGUACCAUCAUGCUUCACCAAGAUGUUCAACAUUAUGAUGAAGCAUAGGGAGGAAGCAUUCCCAUCAAUCAAUGGUCAAAGAUUCCUGCACCCUCACAACUUCGAUAACAUGCUAGAUCAGAUCCGCAAUGCAUUUUGGGAACAUAGACUUGUGGUAGUCGACUACGACUUCAAGGCUUUCAUUGUCGAAAGGCCACCACUCGGUAGUACCUUUGCACCAGCUGGAUACAUCAUUCCCACAGGAGAACGUGUUAACAAGAGCACCGAUCUUAGAGGUCAGACGGGCCACGAAGCGAGAGUUAGUGAAGGAAGUCACGUACCUUCUGAUAUCCCUGAACAAUACAGCAAAUGGAAACGCUUGUUUCAGGAAGAGGAGAAUGCAAACGCAUUACCUAGGCAUCAGCCGUGGGAUCACGAAAUACGACUCGAACUAGGGAAGCAACCCACAUUUAGACCCAUUUACGCGUUAUCCGAAAAAGAACUCAAGACGCUUCGAGAAUACCUGGACGAGAAUCUGGCACGAGGAUUUAUCCGCAAAUCGGAAUCCCCUGCAGGUUACCUAAUUCUGUUUGCACCAAAGAAAGACGGCAGUCUGAGACUGUGCGUUAAUUACCGAAAGAUUAACGAUAUCACCGUCAAGAAUCGUUACCCAUUGCCGAACAUUGAAGAACUACAGGAUCGCUUAUCCAAAGCGAAAUGGUUCUCAAAGAUUGAUCUCAAAGGAGCCUACAACCUCAUCCGAAUAAAGGAGGGAGAAGAAUGGAAGACCGCGUUUCGUACACGCUACGGACAUUACGAAUACUUAGUCAUGCCAUUUGGUCUUACCAACGCCCCGGCUACCUGUCAGAUGAUGAUCAAUGACACGCUACGAGAAUAUCUGGAUAUCACAGUUGUCGCAUACUUAGACGACAUCUUGAUAUACACAGACGGAAAACCUGGAACAACACAACGGAGACUUAAGGCAAACCCAAAGAAAUGUGAAUUUCACGUAAAGGAGACCGAGUUCCUCGGCUUCAUCAUUAGAGUCGACGGCAUCCGGAUAGAUCCUGCGAAAAUCACAUCAAUCAAAGAAUGGCCUACUCCGAAGAACCUCAAAGAAGUACAAUCAUUCCUUGGACUAGCAAACUACAACAGGAAGUUCAUAUUAGGUUACUCCCAGACAGCGUUACCACUCGUGGAACUCACGAAGCAAGAUACUCCAUUCAUAUAG
Molecule: messenger RNA, 2166 nt
Organism: Aureobasidium vineae
Lineage: Eukaryota; Fungi; Ascomycota; Dothideomycetes; Dothideales; Saccotheciaceae
Source: the annotation of a GenBank genome assembly